CCGGGAGGAUACCUUGGCCUCUGAGCCCUCCGCUCAGGUACGCCCCUUCUAGAGGAGAGCUACUGACCUAGCUGCUGAUUGGCUGAUUCAGUGCUGACUCCAGCCAAUCCAUUCACGGCAGGUAAGAGGACUUAGAAAUCACGGAGCCGAAGCCCACCUCCUCCCACUCGCUCCCCACCUCCGCUGCCACCGCCGCUCUCCCUCGUCCGUCAGCUUGUCUUUCUGUCCCUCCCUCCGUCCACCCUUCGGUCAGUCCUCCCGUCAGUCCGUCAGUCCGUCGCUCAUACAUACUGCCCGACGUCACGUAGACCAAUAGGAAGCCGAGACGCGAUGACGGACAGAAGGGAGAACCAGUGAAACCCACAGGCGUAAGGGGGAAGGGAGAAGCGACUGCCCGGUUCAGGGCGGAAGCGGCCGCUCUCCGGUUAGGGCCGAGGAACGAAAGAUGGCGGCUACGUCGCUGCUCUUUCAGCUGCUAUGGCCUCUGCUUCUGCUGUUGUCCGACUUGCCGGCCUGCGUGGUCGGGAGCUUGAACCUGGAGGAGCUGAAUGAGAUGCGAUACGGCAUCGAGAUCUUGCCGCGGCCUGUCAUCGGGGGGCAGAGCCAGUCUUCUGAGGUCGUGAUUGUCUCCUCCAAGUACAAACAGCGAUACGAAUGCCGUUUACCAGCUGGAGCCAUUCACUUCCAGAGGGAGCAUGAAGAGGAGGCCCCUCCUUAUAAAGGGCCUGGAGUCCCUGAGUUGCUGAACCCAAUGAGAGAUGCACCCUGUCUAGUGAAAACCAAGGACUGGUGGACAUAUGAAUUUUGUUAUGGACGCCACAUACAACAAUACCACAUGGAAGAUUCAGAGAUCAAAGGUUCUGUUCUCUAUCUUGGAUAUUACCAAUCUUCCUUCAACUGGGAUGAUGAGACUGCCAAGGCCUCCAAGCAACACCGCCUAAAACGCUACCACAGUCAGAUCUAUGGAAAUGGCUCCAAGUGUGACCUGAAUGGUCGACCCAGAGAGACUGAGGUCCGGUUUCUGUGUGAUGAAGGUUCAGAUGCUUCAGGUGACUACAUUGAUCGGGUAGAUGAGCCUCAGUCAUGUUCUUAUGUGCUGACUAUUCGGACCCCUCGACUCUGCUCCCAUCCUCUUCUUCGGCCUCCUCCCAGUGCUGCCCCCCAAGCCAUCCGAUGCCACCCUACCUUACAGCCAGAGCAGUAUGGAGCAUAUAUCCAGGGACAAGUGUUAGAUGCAAAGCAGAAAAUUGAAGAGAUCUCUGAGAAGCUUCACAACCCAGAACUUGAAAUGUGGAGUGAGACAAAGUUUGGGGUCCUCGAUACAAAGGGAACAGGUGUGACCCCACCCAAGGGUGACCCCGGAGAAUCAGAUGUCUGGAACAAGCCUACUCAGACUGAAGAACAGACCACCCAAAAGAAAGAGGCUCAGGCUGAGGAGCAGAACCCCACCCUGGAGAAGGAAGGUCCAACAUCAGACCCUGUAGAUGGUUUCCAUGAUAAUGUGCAGGUCAAGGUCAUUCGGAAUCCAGGGGACUUGGUUCGAUUCAUAGAGGAACUGAAAGGUGGGACCAAAAAGGGGAAACUAAACCCAGUCCAAGAAGGAGAUGUAGAGACCACGACAGAAAUCACCCAGGAGGGGCCAGAGGUCAAAGUAGAUGGUGGUGAAGAAGAGAGGAGUGAGGAGGAAGAAGAUGAGGAGGAAGAACGACUCUUGGGGGAAUUUGAAAAGGAGCUAGAAGGAAUGCUGCUACCUUCAGACCGAGGCCGACUACGGUUUGAGGUGAAGACUGGGAUGGAGAAGGAGCUGGAUAACAUUAUCCAGGAGGCAGAAUCAGAGCUGGACCCAGAGGAGCCGAGGAGUGCAACAGAACGAAGCCAAGCCUCCCAGGCCUUGGCAUCCACUCUCAACAAGCUCAUUCAGAGGAUGGAUGGAAGGCAGGGACCUGACCAGGGGGAGGGGCCCAUGGAAGGUGGUGCUACCCCUCCAACCAGCCCUCCCCCGCCUCAGUCCACAGAUGAGGAAACUGAGCGCCGGGUCAGAGUUCGGGUCACCAGACUCCGUGCUGGAGGCCCGAACCAGGAUCUGUCUGUCUUUGAGAUGAAGCGGGAAAAUCCACAAGUGAAACAUAUAGAGGGACUGGUGAAGGACCUGCUUGAGAGGGAGGGGCUCACAGCUGAAGGUAAAGUUGAGAUCAAGAUUGUUAGGCCAGGAGCUGGAGAGACUGAAGAGGAGGAUGGACAUUGGCUGUCUGAUGAGGACACCAAGAACCUGAAGGAGAUUUUCUUCAACAUCCUGAUCCAGGGAGCAGAAGAGGCGCAGAAAGAGCGACAAAGACAGCGUCAGUUGGAGAGUAAUUACCGACGAUCACUCUGAAGAGUCCUUCUGAACCUCUCUAACCUGUCACCUGCAUCGAACCCCCAUUUUAGUGUCCCCAGAAAUGGAACAACAGACUGGAGCCGAGCUGUGGAGUCCCAGGGACUCGGGAGGGGCUCUUUCAUCGGGGGUAUUGGGGCUGGGUGGGAUUUAGCAUGCUAUUGCUACAAGAUGUUUGUAACAAUAUAGGGUCCCCUCAAGGUUAGUCUGGCCUUCUCCCUCUCCUCUAAUUUCCCAACUUUAGCUCUUUCCUCUAGAUCUCCACUUAUCCUUUCCUAGCUCUUUGCCUCACUCUCUACCCUGAGGUACUAUGGCCUAUUUAAAAAAAAAAUUAGAGGGGAUGUUAAGGGGGGGGGGUGGCUGGCCAUUAAUAGGGCUUAACCUGCCCUGAUUGCUCCAUCCUGGGAGUUAGGGGUGUUCCUCAUUUGCAAACACUCCCCAUAGUAUGUAUGCCCCACUCCUCCUUCCCUUAGAGAAUGUCCCAGCUCCUACUAUUUGGAGUUACUUGGUCCCUUGCUUAGGAUGGGAUGAUAUCUAAUUGGAAUUCUCCCAGUAAUUUCCCCUACUCAUGAUUUGGAGGGGGGCAGAGGGUGAGGCAACUUCCUCCUCUGGUUGUGAUGCCAUAGGAGAUGGGAGAGGCCUUCACCACUAGGAGUUGGGGUUUCCCUGUCCCCUCCUUUUGAAUAAUCAGGUUUCUUAAUAAAGUGAACUGGACCCUGAAACUGUCUGUCUAUUAGAGGUAGGCUUUCUUAUUCUCAUCACACUUUGCCUAGAGAAGGAGUUUCCUGUCCAGAGGAAAGGAAGGAACCCUUAUCUCACCUCUACCUUGCUCUGCUUCUUGCUUGGGGGUACAUUUUUCAGGUUCUGCUCUCAUUCCACCUUGUCUCCAAACUACUACACUUGUUCAGGGUGGGGGGAGUGGGCAGGGACACAUCUAUCUAUUCAGGGCAGAAAAGCCCCUCUCCAGGCCUGAACAAGGAUCAGACAAUUUCUGCUUUGUCUUCUCUUUCUUACCUGUCCCUACUGUGGCUCUUCUCAACUCCUGCUUCCUUGGCACUGGCUUGUCCUCUCCUUCCACCUUAUGUCUAAAAUCUGAAACCUGGGUAGUUAGUGAUUGCAGUGUUGAUAGCUAGCCCUAGAAAGGGAUUUCCCUCCCAUUCCCCAUUCCUAAAUUUGUUAGGGUUAUUUUUCCCUUCCCCACACAACCUAAACCCACCAAGGGAAUCUGCCUCUGUCCUCAUCUUCAACCUUCUGUCUUCCUUGCACACCUGAUGUUUCCUUCUCAUAGGUGGAAAUUAGGUUAUUUCUAUCCAUGUAAAGCAUUGGAAUAUUUUUAAAUUUUGGAAUAUACGAUUCUAAGAAAAUUACUAGAUUUGGAAGGUAGGGAAGGAGAAGUCCAUCUUCAGUGACAGCUGGGCAGAGACUGAUAUGAAAUGUUCAUUUUACCCAUUUGCUGUCGGUCUUUCCAGCCAGCUGGAACUGGGUGUGAGAGGUGCCAGAAGGAGCCAAUUGUAGCUCGGAACACUUUGGGAGAGAGCCAAAUAAGGGCUAGCUUGGAGGGCUUAGAAAAGGUAAAGUCUGAGAGCCACAGGAGAUGGGCCUUUGAUGGCCUGAGAUAGUAGCUAGAGCAUAAUGACCUCCUUCCCCUGAAGGGGUGAGACUUUAGGGAAAUCCAGGAGAAUCCGCUCAGCUGAUUGAGAGUUAGGACGCAGAGAAAGGUCGAAGGUGAGAGUAAAGCCAGGAUUAGAAAGGGUUAAAUUGAAAAGUAUCUCUAUGACUUUGGGAAGUGAUGAUUCAGCAUCGGACUUGUUACUUCAAUUUAUUUCUUGCCCUGAUUAUCUUGUGAAGCUUUUUAACCCUGACUUUGUACUGGGUGAAUGGAAGUUCUGUUUGCAAACAGCUGACCUGAAGGGUAGGAGAAACCUUCAGUUUUCCUUGGGAGUCAGGUAUGAUCUGGUGACAGCAAGAGAGAGAAGGAAGAAACCCUGGGUAAGGGGCUUUGGGAUUCAGCUGCAGGAAUCUUACCCAUCCUCCCAGGAACCAGUGGUGGAAUGCAAAACCUCUGAGCCAGCUUCACUUGAGUGAGUCUGUUAUUGAAGGGCACAUCACGAACAGACCGCUGGGACAAGUGAUGCAAGCUGAGUUUCACCUCACAAGGAAGGAAAGGCUCAUGAAGAGCAGGUGUGUUAUUCCAGGGAGGCUUUGAGCUUCAAGGAGGCUACUACUGUAACAAAUAUUAGAUACCUGUGGAUGGUUGGGCUGUUCACCACCAUUUUUCCAAUCAAAAGUUGCAACUGCAAACUGCUUUCAGAAUUUUUUUUUUCUUUUGAAAGGAGUGUCAGUUUCCUCCCCCCCCUCCUCCCCAUAGCUGUUUGCAGAAAGCAGGGACCUUAUAAAUCCUGCUUGCUUCAAUUCAUUGAACUACACCUUCAGUUAAAGAACCAUGAAGAAAGAAGACUCAGGCUAGAUUUGUUAAACAAAACCACUUCUACAAUUGGAAAAUAGCUGUAAAUGGGAAAGAUUUGUUCUCUCGUUGUAAAUCUUGGAAAGGGGAAUUGUUUUAAAAAAAAAAGCCCUUUUUGGAUUUGAAA
Dromiciops gliroides (monito del monte) is the source of this 4965-nucleotide messenger RNA. It is a transcript of the gene OS9, whose product is annotated as OS9 endoplasmic reticulum lectin. Gene Ontology annotation, cellular component: endoplasmic reticulum lumen. The record is from RefSeq and is a predicted model, not a curated record. Lineage: Eukaryota; Metazoa; Chordata; Mammalia; Microbiotheria; Microbiotheriidae. The transcript has 16 exons. The coding region runs from base 446 to 2374 and encodes 642 amino acids. Gene Ontology annotation, biological process: retrograde protein transport, ER to cytosol; endoplasmic reticulum unfolded protein response.